Messenger RNA from Sardina pilchardus (European sardine), 1491 nucleotides. RefSeq names its product histidine-rich glycoprotein-like. The transcript is spliced from 2 exons. The record is from RefSeq and is a predicted model, not a curated record. The coding region runs from base 1 to 1491 and encodes 496 amino acids. Gene Ontology annotation, biological process: presynaptic active zone assembly; protein localization to synapse. Gene Ontology annotation, cellular component: cytoskeleton of presynaptic active zone; glutamatergic synapse; GABA-ergic synapse. NCBI's taxonomy places the organism in Eukaryota, Metazoa, Chordata, Actinopteri, Clupeiformes, Clupeidae. Gene Ontology annotation, molecular function: metal ion binding; structural constituent of presynaptic active zone.
AUGCCAAAGGGUGGACCCUCCCCUGCCAAAUCUGCACCACCACCACAACAGCAGCCACAACCACCAAAGCAGGAGUCUGGCUUGUUUGGCUUUGGCUUUGGUGGUCUGACUGACACUGCUAGAUCCAGGUCCCCCUCACCACAGCCUGCUGGGAAGGUCAUGGGCUUUGGGUCUUCCCUCUUCAGCUCAGCAUCGAAUUUGAUCUCCUCUGCAGUUCAGGAUGAGCCAUCUUCAACACCACCCACAGCCCGCAAGGAGUCUGUGUCAUCCCAGGGUCCUGCAAAGGCUCCACCACCCACAGCCCGUAAGGAGUCUGUGUCAUCCCAGGGUCCUGCAAAGGCUCCACCACCCACAGCCCGUAAGGAGUCUGUGUCAUCCCAGGGUCCUGCAAAGGCUCCACCAUCCACAGCCCGUAAGGAGUCUGUGUCAUCCCAGGGUCCUGCAAAGGCUCCACCAGCUGUGGAGACUAAAGCGCCUGCGCAGAAACCAGAAGCAAAGAAAGCUGAGCCUCCACAGCAGCCCAAGGCCACAACAGCUCCAGGCAAAACGGAUAUACCCCCAUCAGGACCUCAGAAGAAGGACGGCCCUCACUCGCAGCCUCCCUCCAAAGCAGCUCCAUCGUCCUGUCCUCUGUGCAAGGUGCAGCUCAAUAAGGGCUCCAAGGAUCCUCCCAACUACAACACCUGCACUGAAUGCAAAAGCACUGUGUGCAACCAGUGCGGAUUCAAUCCCAUGCCACAUGUGAAAGAGUCCAAGAUGAACCAUCCUCUGUGCAAAAAGGAGCCAUUCCACCAACAUCUCAGCAAAAAGGAGCAAGUCAAACACCACCUGGGCAAAAGGCAGUUGCUCCACCACCAUCUGAACAAAAGGGAGCUGUUCCACCACCAUCCCAGCAAAAAGGAGCUGUAUUACCACCAUCCCAGCAAAAGGGAACUGCUCCACCACCAUCAGAAAAAAAGGGAACUAUUCCACCACCAUCAGAACAACAGGGAACUGUUCCACCACUACCUGGGCAAAAGGGAACUGCCCCACCACCAUCAGAGCAAAGGGGAGCUGUUCCAACACUACCUGGCCAAAAGGGAACUGUUCCCCCACCAUCAGAGCAAAAGGGAGCUGCUCCACCACUACCUGGGCAAAAGGGAACUGUUCCACCACCAUCAGAACAAAAGGGAGCUGUUCCACCACUACCUGUGCAAAAGGGAGCUGUUCCACCACCAUCAGAACAAAAGGGAACUGUUCCACCACUACCUGGGCAAAAGGGAACUGUUCCACCACCAUCAGAACAAAAGGGAACUGUUCCACCACCAUCAGAACAAAAGGGAGCUGUUCCACCACUACCUGGGCAAAAGGGAACUGUUCCACCACCAUCAGAACAAAAGGGAACUGUUCCACCACCAUCAGAACAAAAGGGAGCUGUUCCGCCACUACCUGGGCAAAAGGGAACUGUUCCACCACCAUCAGAACAAAAGGGAACUGUUCCACCACCAUUAG